Rhagoletis pomonella (apple maggot) is the source of this 3410-nucleotide messenger RNA. RefSeq lists its product as uncharacterized. Lineage: Eukaryota; Metazoa; Arthropoda; Insecta; Diptera; Tephritidae. Bases 1 to 852 code for a protein of 283 amino acids. The transcript is spliced from 2 exons. The record is from RefSeq and is a predicted model, not a curated record.
AUGAUACAAGCGAAAAUCCUGAUACAAGAAUUAUGGCUAGACGGAACCGAAUGGGACGAGCAAGUGAAACCACUUCGCUUGGUAAAUUACUCCCCCGAAUACCAAGUAGAACUGCAUGGCUUCUGCGACGCCUCUGAAAAGGCAUAUUGCGCACCUAUAUAUGUGCGCACCCAAAUUAACAGCACAAUUUCAAGCCAUUUGUUAGUAGCAAAGGCCAAAGUGGCACCUCUCAAAACACUAAGUCUACCACGACUUGAACUGUGUGGCGCGCUUCUACUCGCAAAAUUAGCGUCAACUGUGCAAACGCAUUUAAACAUAACCAAUCAGAAAUUAUAUCUAUGGUCAGACUCAGAGAUCGUCUUAGCUUGGUUAGAAAAACCACCCCACUCAUGGAAAACAUACGUUUCCAAUCGCACAGCCCAAAUACUUUAUUUAGUUGGGCCAGCAACUUGGCGACAUGUAGCCAGUGCUGAUAACCCCGCCGAUCUUGGCACAAGAGGUUGCAAACCCCUGCACCUCGCCACCACCUCACUCUGGUGGAACGGCCCCAGCUGGCUAAUAGAAUCACAACAAUUCUGGCCACAAUCCCCCAUACGCAACAUAAUUGCCCCAGAAAGUCGAAAAGUUGAAACCUUUCACACAAUAUUGGAUGACACUGACAUCCUAGAACGAAUUUCUUUGUUUCCCCGUGCCCUAAGGGUAGUCGCCUAUAUGUUCAAAUUCGUAGAGCGCCUCAAAAAUAAGGUGAAGAAAACACCGAAUUCCCCAGAUAACAUGUUAACGCAUCAAGACUUAGAAAAAGCAAAGGUUUCCCUUGUUGCAUACACUCCUAUUUCAGCAGCGAAAUGUUAAUGCUAAGAGAAUCAAAACCAAUUGACAAAAAUAGUCAAAUCUUAGUACUCAAUCCAUUUUUAGACACGAAAGGUCUGCUUCGUGCUAAUGGAAGGCUAGCGAACUCCAGCCUCACCUAUAACGAACGCCACCCCAUAAUAAUACCAGAGAAAUCCCCCUUUGCAAUACUAUACCUCAGAUUUUUCCAUUUAUUAAUGAUACAUGCCGAACAUCGCCUCAUGCAACAAAUGGUCCGACAAGAAUUUUAUAUGCCACGACUAAAGCCACAGAUCAAAAAAUGCACAUUUAUGUGUAAAGUCUGCAUAAUACAUAAGCAGAAGAUGCGCACGCAGAUCAUGGCAGCUCUUCCACCUGAACGCUGCCCUUUCGCUCUGCCCUUCACUACCACUGGUGUUGACUUUGCUGGGCCUUUCCAGAUAAAGGUUUCCAUGUUAAGGACUUCAACCUAUACGAAGGGUUAUGUGGCUGUCUUUGUAUGCUUUACGACAAAGGCAGUACACCUCGAGCUAUGUUCUGAUCUGACAACUGCGGCCUUUCUCGCGGCAUUUGCUCGCUUCGUCGGACGGCGAGGAUUUCCAUCCAAAAUAAUGAGCGACAAUGGAAAAACCUUCGUCGGGGCCAAAAGAGCCACAGAAAAACAAUUUUUAAAAUUUAUAGAGGAAGUCUCGCCUGAAAUCGUUAAAAAAUACGCACCCCAAGGCAUUGAUUGGCAAUUUAUCCCACCAAGUGCCCCACAUAUGGGUGGUCUAUGGGAAUCAGCUGUAAAAAGCUUCAAAACACAUUUUAAAAAAGUCGCUGGCACACACAAAUUUAGCUUUGAAGAAUUUGCAACAUUAUUAACCCGAAUAGAAGCCGUUCUUAACUCACGGCCCCUCUCUGCGCUCUCGAAAGAUCCCUCCGAUUUCACUGCCCUCACCCCUGGGCAUUUUCUUAGAUGAGUGUCUUCCCCCCACCGAGUGGAGCCUCGCAAGAAUCGAAAAAUUACAUCGUGGCUCCAAUGGUCACAUACGAGUCGUAGAUUUGCGCACACAAAACGGUACACUAACUCGACCGCUCGUAAAACUUUGCCUUUUACCGACCGAAAACGCCAAUAAUCCAUGAAACGUAAUAAUCGUAAUUCCGACACACCUAAAACCGCAAAUAAAACGAAAACCACGCAACUCAACUAACGUAAAUAAGAAUAUUUACCCGAUUAACACACUAAUCGGCCACUAACCGCCAUCUAAAGUUUCUACCCAAAAUUAAAGUCGCGAUUUCUUCCGAUAGAAAUGGACGUUGAAAUGCCCACAUCAUCCCCCUCCACUCCUGUUCCGGCGGUCAGAUCCGCGGUAACUGUACCGAGGGCCUCAGCACCACCAAGGGCGGUGCCACGCGCCAACGUGCCACAGCCUGCGGCCCCACCAGUUGCAACGGCCCGCAUGCACAACCCAAGGACGGUAACCAAUCAGAUGGAAGAAGGCCAGCAAGGGCAGUUCUCUGCGGGACCCCGUAAUCCACCUGGCAUUCGCUGCGGCUUAUGCCGCCGUCCGCACCCACUCCGGAUUUGCCCUAUUUUCCGAGGCAUGUCUCCAAAGCAACGGCAACAGGUGGCCCGAGCGCAUGGGCAUUGCCUGAAUUGCCUGGCGCUCGCUCAUGCCACAAGGGAGUACACCUAGGACGGGUGCCAAAUCUGUAUUCGGCAACACCACACGCUGUUGCAUCGCAACGUAAGGCGAGACAAUGUGUCUCCGACCAGGCGCGGUGAUCAUCGGGGGCAGCAACGGGAGCCGGGAGUGCAACGUCGGUAUCCUAACACCAACCGAAAUCGCACCCACUAACAGCAGUCACCCUAUCGUCGCCCCCCCGCCUCCCCCGCCAUCUCCCGUCGGCGACAAUCGGGCCCGCAUCAUCGCCGAGUAACUGGCCUUAGUAACGUGGUCCAGACCCUUCAACACUUGCAGCGGUUGCUAGGCUAGUAUUCGCCUAGGAGGGCCGGGAUGGCCAAAUGAGCCCUUCCGCGAAGGCUACCCCGGACUUCCGCUCGCGCGCUGCACCACCGAUCGACGCCGGCAGAUGUUGCCCACAUCCACUACACAUUCACACACGCUUCCGCAACAUUUGUAAACAGAACAUCAACAUUUAACUCUCCUUAUACACCACUCUGUAUACCCACCACCAUUGUACACACACACACACACACACACACACACAAAUAUGCACUCCAAAUGUCAACUUACUUUGAAUUUGAAGAUAGGCAGAAUCUUUCGUUUGUGAGCCCGUACGGACGCAUCCUAUACGAGUCGAACUUUUUCCCAAAAUAAAACCAUCCGUGAUUUGUAAAUUCCAUUUAGAAAAAAAUAAAAAUACUGUGUGUUAUUUUUCUUGAAUCGAGUGGAACCAGUGUUGUGAAGUGGUAAGCUAACGGCAAUAUCAAACCCAAGGGCCUAAAGUGUUCAGGGUUUGAGACUAAAUUAAUAUGUUGGUGUUUUUAAUAGAGUUACCACUUAUUUAUAUGCAUACUCAAAAAAACUCCGAAUAAAAAGUUGAAAAUUUAGCUGAAACUUUGUACCUGGUUUGAA